Macrobrachium nipponense is the source of this 934-nucleotide messenger RNA. RefSeq lists its product as uncharacterized. The record is from RefSeq and is a predicted model, not a curated record. Lineage: Eukaryota; Metazoa; Arthropoda; Malacostraca; Decapoda; Palaemonidae. The transcript has 3 exons. The coding region runs from base 56 to 469 and encodes 137 amino acids. Gene Ontology annotation, molecular function: peptidase inhibitor activity. Gene Ontology annotation, cellular component: extracellular region.
CUGGAACUCGUACAACUAUCUCCAGGACAUCGUGCUCAGCAGUAGCCAAGAGAGAAUGGCCAUCGUUUCCAUCCUUCCGUUGGUUUUGGCGGCGUCCUCGGCAUUCCUUGCAAGUGGCGUCUCUGCCACUGCGGUAGAUGAGUCCGUCUGCAUUGUCGUCCAGUGCAUUAGAGCUCCGUGUCCUCCCAUACCUCGAGUUAUCGAAGAGAUUCCAGGGUGCCGCAACUUCUGCGACAUACCUGGGCAACCUGGAGAGUACUUCUGCUGCGACGAGGAUCGAGGUCCAGGAAGUCGACAGGGAACUUGCCCAAAAACAAACAUCCUACCAGACGAAACCUCUGUGCUAUGCUAUGAACCAAAGACAAUCUUAUGCCAAAGUGACCGUAACUGUGGGCCUGGCCAGAAAUGCUGUUACACAGCCAAUACGCAACAUCGCAUCUGUCGCAAAGUGGCCUAUGGUGUCAACUGAUUAACAUCUGUUGAAUAAUUAUAAACAGUUCGCAGAAUCCGAAAACAUUUGCAUCUCCCGCUGUUUGAUGAAUUCAAGUUCCUACUACGAGUCUUGACAAUGUUUGAAGGUAGCCAUCAUCUCUAUGGUACUAGUGGAGGAAUCUGUAUGUUACUUCUGGAGGAAUCUCUAUCGUACUACUGGAGAACCUUUGUAAUACAUUAAUAACAAGUUUUCUAACCUACGCAUGUAAGAUGAUUGUUGUCACAUCUAAUAAAGUUAAAUUGUUCUCAACCACGAUGAAAACUACGAGUCAGUCAGCUUACUGAUAAUGCACACUGAGCUUAUUUAAAUCUAAGUAUGGUUCUCACAUUUUAAACUCCGUUUCCAAGAAGCUUCAAGCAUUAUGCAAUAGCACAAGGUUUUUGUUAUAGGACAUUGUAAUUUCUAAGCAAUGAAUAUUAGAGAGUUAUUAUUUUAUUUUCA